Messenger RNA from Pollicipes pollicipes, 921 nucleotides. RefSeq names its product protein krueppel. Bases 100 to 537 code for a protein of 145 amino acids. Gene Ontology annotation, cellular component: nucleus. Gene Ontology annotation, biological process: regulation of gene expression. The transcript has a single exon. The record is from RefSeq and is a predicted model, not a curated record. Lineage: Eukaryota; Metazoa; Arthropoda; Thecostraca; Pollicipedomorpha; Pollicipedidae.
CACCGGCGGCUGUGCGGCGAGGCGGGACGCGCCGAGCGGUUCACCUGCGCUGACUGCGGCCGCCGCGUUGUCGGCCGACUCAAUUACCGCCGCCACGUGAUGGCGCACGAGCGCAGUCACCCGCACGUGUGCGGCACGUGCGCCAAGGGCUUCGCGAAGCCGAGCGAUUUGAAGCGCCACGAGAGCACGCACGAGAAGGUGAAGUCGCACGUGUGCGAGGCGUGUGGGAAGCAGUUCUCGACGGCGUCGAACUACAACCAGCACGUGGCACGCGUGCAUCGCGAAGAGAAGGGAUUCGCGUGCUCCGUGUGCCCGAAGACGUUUUCCUACGGCAGCUCGCUGAAGAUUCACAUGAAACGCCACGAGGGCGAGAAGGCCUUCAAGUGUUCGCAAUGCGCGAAGGAGUUCUUAUACAAAAAUAAUCUAGUCAGACAUUUAAAACUGCACGCUGGGGAAGAGGCCAACAAGUGCAAACACUGUGAUGCCACGUUUAAGAAGAAAUCAGCCCUCAAAGAACACUUACUUACGUGUUUUUAAAACAUUUUUAUGGAAUGAUGUGAUCGAUUCGUUUGAUGCAGUCAUUGUUGAUAUUCACGUGAUGGACUGUGUCGUUAUAGUGGCGUUUGUGUGCCUGUACCUAUGCACAUGCGUACCUUUAUUCCUCUAAUGCUAUGUGGAGAUAUGAAGUUGGUGUUCUGUAACUGCGCAGCUGGGGGACGUGCUGCUGUUGUGUAGCAGGCCGGGCUGAGAAUAGCCUGAUGAGCGCGGCAGUUGCCAUCAGGGAGUGCCUGGUAGUCCACAAGUGACGGCUCUUCUGAGGUCAGAGGUCUGAGGCCUGAGGUCAGGUCACCAGCAUGGUGACCGCAGUCACUGAUCCGCAGUAUGCGCGUUAUCCGUCACAUUUGCCACGAUUAUAUGGGA